UUUCUACUUCUAUUACUUUUUUAAUCACAAUUCGGACAAUCUGAGGAAAGUUAGAACCCAAAUUAACUCCAAAACCUAUUUUUUCCCAAUUUCUCAGAACAGAGCAAGAAAAAUUCAGCCUUUUCUUCUCAAUCUCUCUCUAUUCCCAAAAAUAGAGUAAUUUUUUUUUUCUUGAAAAAAAAGUUAUCACCAUUAAAGCCCUUUCUCUGUUUUACUCUGCUAAUAGCAACAAAUUUGAAAAUGAAUAGUUUCAGUUCUGUUUUAGAUUGAAUCUACUUUACUCUUUUUGUUCUAAGAAGCUUCUCAAGCUUCAAAUUUUUCUUUAUUUUCUUUUCUGGGUUUUGAGUUGUGUUUUUCUUUUUCUUUUUUCUUUUUUCUUUUUUUCCAAAAAACAAGAAAAAAAAAAUUCUUUUUGGAGGAAUUUAAGGAGUUUUCGUGUGUUUGGGUUUGAGUAAAAUGAUGGGUUUUUGUUGAGGAAAUCCUAGAAUUUUUUUUUAAAAAAUUUAAUUUUUAAUUUUUUUUUAAACGGUCUUGGGUAUGGAAGGAAGGGAAGUUAUUAGCAGUAGUGGGGUUACAGUGGUGGGAUCAGAUGCUCCAUCGGACUACCAUGUGGCUCCUAGGACAGAAAACCCUAGCCAGGUCACUGGAUCAGCUCCGGCUUCCGCAGUGGGCGUAUCGCCGCCGUCUGCGGCGGCGGGGUUCCCACUGACGGUGAAGAAGAAGAGGGGUCGGCCAAGGAAGUACGGCCCAGAUGGGACAGUCACUAUGGCGCUUUCUCCGAAGCCAAUUUCGUCUUCGGCGCCGUCUCCGGUGAUCGAUUUUUCGUCCGAAAAGCGGGGAAAAGUCCGGCCGGCGGGGUCGGCUAGCAAGCAACAGCAGCACAAGAUGGAGAUGGAGAAUUUAGGUGAAUGGGUUUCAUGCUCUGUUGGUGCUAAUUUCACGCCCCAUAUAAUCACCGUCAAUGCUGGAGAGGAUGUUACCAUGAAGGUCAUAUCAUUUUCUCAACAAGGGCCUCGGGCAAUAUGCAUUCUUUCUGCAAAUGGUGUAAUUUCAAGUGUCACACUUCGUCAGCCUGAUUCUUCUGGUGGUACAUUGACAUAUGAGGGCCGUUUUGAGAUACUCUCCUUGAGUGGGUCAUUCAUGCCAGCUGAGACUGGAGGAAUAAGGAACAGAUCAGGUGGCAUGAGUGUCUCUUUAGCCAGCCCAGAUGGACGAGUUAUGGGGGGCGGAGUUGCUGGUUUGUUAGUAGCAGCCAGCCCUGUGCAGAUUGUUGUAGGCAGUUUUCUAGCCGGGAACCAGCAUGAACAAAAGCCCAAGAAACAGAAAACAGAGUCCAUAACAACUACUGCCACACCAACGGCUGCCAUCCCGAUUUCUAGCACACAGAUGGAAGAGUCAUACGGUUGGCAAGGGCCACACACUUCUACGACACCAAAGCCAAAUCUCUCGGCUCCUUCAUUCCAUGGAAAUAACUGGCCUUCAUUGCCUCCAGACUCGAGGAAUAAGCCAACUGAUAUCAAUGUAACUCUGGCUGGAUAGUUUUUUAAAGAGAGCCUCCGCUGAUUAUGCAUUAUGAGGUUCGUUACUGACCAGUGAGCGCGUUUGGCCAUUAAAAACUCCGAUCGACACAUCUCACUUCCCUUUGUUUGUUUGUUUGUCUGUCUGUAAACAUAUUACAAUUUAUUAGUAACGGCAUGUCGAUUUCCGAUGGGGGGUUUGUUCUCGUGUUGUGGUUUAAUUAGUGCGUUAGGCAGGCUUCGUCUGCCUCGGUCUUCCUGUAGAAUAUUUUACUGUUAUCAUUACCCUAGGAGUUUUUAACUUUUUUUUCGUGCAUUGUGAUUCGAAUACUAGUUGUCUUUAUAAUAUUUUCGGAUUUGGCUCC
Molecule: messenger RNA, 1882 nt
Organism: Camellia sinensis
Lineage: Eukaryota; Viridiplantae; Streptophyta; Magnoliopsida; Ericales; Theaceae
Product: AT-hook motif nuclear-localized protein 1
Molecular function (GO): minor groove of adenine-thymine-rich DNA binding
Source: RefSeq, a predicted model, not a curated record